This is a messenger RNA of Nasonia vitripennis (jewel wasp), 1568 nucleotides long. Its product is annotated as pancreatic triacylglycerol lipase. Bases 69 to 1436 code for a protein of 455 amino acids. The transcript is spliced from 6 exons. Gene Ontology annotation, biological process: lipid metabolic process. The record is from RefSeq and is a predicted model, not a curated record. Lineage: Eukaryota; Metazoa; Arthropoda; Insecta; Hymenoptera; Pteromalidae. Gene Ontology annotation, molecular function: lipase activity.
UCAAUUUAACUACACUUUCGAGUCGAAGAAAACUUGUCAUUAGUACUUGUAAAACAUACUAACACACCAUGAACAUAUUAGCUUUUGUAAUAAUAGUUGGUUUCUUGCAUCUACUACUAGUGAAAAAUGUUAACAGCUGGAGUUGGGACUGGCUUACAAGGUGGUUUACUUCCGAAAGAAGGAAAAUAGAAAAAGAUAGUAAAAAAACACUACAAAUUCCAUUAUCAGUAUCGAAGAGUAUUAGCGAAGUAGCCGCAACUGGUGCAGUUUUCUUGAGAGACAGUGCCAAACUAAAUUGCCUAGGUCUACCAACUAAAUUAUUUGCAAAUACGAUAUAUAGCAGUGAUACCGAAGCUGAGGAUGUACGCUUUUAUUUUUUCUCUCAGAAGACACCCGGAUAUUCAGAUAUCAAAAUUGAAGAUGAUUUUACUUUAGAACAUGUUGAUUAUAGUGUCUAUCGUGAUACCAUAGUUUUGGUACAUGGAUUCAUGUCAAGUGGCAAAGAGCAGUGGCUGGUGGAUAUGAAGGACGCGUUUUUAAAAUACGACGAUGUAAACGUCAUUGUGGUAGAUUGGCACAAAGGCAGUAAUACAUGGAAUUACAUAGCGGCCACUGCGAAUACACAAAUUGUUGGACAGCAAAUAGCAAGUCUCUUUGCUCGCAUCAGACAAUUUCAAUUUGAUAAAAACGUUACAAAUGUAGCCGACUGGGGAAAAAUUCACUUCAUAGGUCAUAGUCUUGGCUCACAUAUCAGUGCACGCGCUGCAUAUGGAAUUCACGAAAGUCAGUGGAAUCGGCCAGAUCAACCUUCUAGAUCAGCUUGGAAUGUAAGCAGGAUUACUGGUUUAGAUCCUGCACAACCAUGCUUCGUUACCGCUGACGAAACUUUAAAGCUUGGCAAAGAUGACGCUGAAUAUGUUGACGUUAUCCACACUAAUGCUAGACAGCUCAUACACUUAGGACUAGGAUUACCCGAGCAGCUAGGGUUCGUAGAUUUUUAUCCUAAUGGGGGACAGAUCCAACCUGGUUGUUCAAAUGUAAAUGCAUCAUUCUGGGACUUUCUUUUACUUCCGAACAAAUUGGUAGAAGCCUCAAUAUGUAGCCAUGGAAGAUCGCAUAGCUUUCUUACGGAAUCUGUACUAAAUGCAGCUGCUGGUAAUUGCAGUUUUAUCGGUCAUAGGUGGGACCGUAAGUACGAACACGUAGAAAAACUUUUGGGAAGCAGCUGCACAGAAGAUAUUUGUCCAGAAAUGGGAAUUACGUCUAUUAUUUCUUUUCCACGAAACGGAGGUAUAUUUUUCGUACCGACAGGUGAUCUUGACCCUUUCUGCUCUGUGAAAGAAGAGCAGAAGAAGAUAAUAAAGAAACAACUAAAAAAUGAUAAAGCUCUAGAGAAAAGUUUGCUAACACGAUUUGGAGAUAAAGUAUUUGGAUAGUACACUAAUCAUAUUAUAUAAAUGUGAUAGAAAUGAAAAUGACAAGAAAAACAAUCAAUUUUAUAAUUAUCUAUAGCCAAUAUAUUGUUAAUACUAUUUUUUACAAACACAAAUAUCACUGAGUUUAUAUAA